GUUUUUGGAGGCGUCGUUGGAUCCAAGUCCCAAGCCGACGACUUCAACAAGGUGAACGCCCUCAACUGGUGGUGGGGUGGGCACAGUGACCUUAAUGCAAUGAUCGACUUCGCGAAAGACUACAUGGUCGAAGCGAACAAGCCCGGGGAUCCGCUUCUGGAUAACAAGGGCGGGGAGGAUGGUAUUCCGAACAUGCCCAAAUGUACCGGCGAGUGUGACACCUCUUCGGACUGUGCGGCAGGUUUGCGAUGCAAGCAGCGAGAUGGUGUCGAGCAGGUGCCCGGAUGCCGGGGAGAAGGGAUUUCUGGUUGGGACUACUGCUAUGACCCGGAAGCCCUGGACAGCAGUCACGGUGGAGACGGCUCUCCGAAUAUGCCCAAGUGUGCAGGAGAUUGCGACAGGGAUUCCGAUUGCGAAGACGGUUUAAAGUGCUUUCAGCGGAAUGGUUUUACGACCGUUCCUGGGUGCUCAGGAUCUGGCACAAAAGAUUGGGAUUAUUGCUACGACCCCAAUGGCUUGGAUAGCAGCCGAGGCGCAGAUGGGUCUCGAAGCAUGCCGAAAUGUGCUGGUGACUGCGACAAGGAUUCAGAUUGCGCAGGAAAUCUGAAGUGCUGGGAAAGAGAUGGCUUUACUUCCGUCCCUGGGUGCAAUGGAAUUGGCGUGAAGGAUUGGGAUUAUUGCUACGACCCUGUGGAUGCUUUGCCACCGCCCUUGGACAGCAGCCCAGGCGUUCAUGGUUCUCCGAACAUGCCUAGAU
This is a messenger RNA of Symbiodinium pilosum, 757 nucleotides long. The record is from the annotation of a GenBank genome assembly. NCBI's taxonomy places the organism in Eukaryota, Dinophyceae, Suessiales, Symbiodiniaceae.